Molecule: messenger RNA, 724 nt
Organism: Darwinula stevensoni
Lineage: Eukaryota; Metazoa; Arthropoda; Ostracoda; Podocopida; Darwinulidae
Source: the annotation of a GenBank genome assembly
AUGGCGGUGGAGACCUUCGACGGCUGGGACGGGGAAUACCCAGCCCCGGGAGGGGGGAUGGUCGUCUUCACUUGCCCUUCCAACUUCCCUUCCAAAUUCACGGACGGAAUUUCGGAGCACGCGGGCGACUGUUCCUGCCGGAUGUCUGGCGAGGACAAGAAGGAAAGAAGACUUGCUCGGAAGAAUCGGAUCAUGAGGAUGACGGGCUAUCCACUGACGCUGACAGGGUUCUCCUGCCUCCUUUGGAUCGCAUCAGCACUCGAACCCGUAGUGUAUUGGGCCGUGCACCCGGGAGAACGAUAUGCGAACGCGUCGCAGGAGGUCUCUGCGGCGCAUAUAGUGGGAUGCACCAACGAAUGCAAGAUGGAAAACCCGUCCCAGCCGUGCCUCGCCUUCAACUACAGGGAGUCGGAUGGCACCUGCCAACUGUUGUACGGGGGGAGCAGCCAGCUCGUCCUUGCGGAAGGGUUCCAGGCGUUCGUUCAGUUCCUGUGCCUGACGGACUACCCGAAGAUGAAGAACGCGAAGGAGUCCUUCGAGGAUUGGAAGGGCGAGUACCCAGCCCCGCAAGGCGCGAAGGUCGUCUUCACGUGCCAGAAGGGUUUCGUCGACGGACCGAGCGAGCACACGGCCUCCUGCUCCUGCAAUACGCCUGAUGUCUGGUGCACGACGUUCGCGCUGGGGGAGGGGGAUGUCCUCUGCCCGACGUAAUGUGAGGAUGCCA